Leptonychotes weddellii (Weddell seal) is the source of this 1674-nucleotide messenger RNA. It is a transcript of the gene CDIPT, whose product is annotated as CDP-diacylglycerol--inositol 3-phosphatidyltransferase. Gene Ontology annotation, molecular function: CDP-diacylglycerol-inositol 3-phosphatidyltransferase activity. Gene Ontology annotation, biological process: phosphatidylinositol biosynthetic process. Lineage: Eukaryota; Metazoa; Chordata; Mammalia; Carnivora; Phocidae. The record is from RefSeq and is a predicted model, not a curated record. Gene Ontology annotation, cellular component: membrane; Golgi apparatus.
CGCUGUGGGCGCGGCCGAUCCGCGGGGCCCGAGGGUGAGGCCGCGCGGCGGGGCUGGGACUCGGUUACCACCUCCAGAUCGGGCCCGGGGCGGCAAGGGGGCCGCCGCGAUGCCAGGUGAAAAUAUCUUCCUGUUUGUGCCUAACCUCAUCGGUUAUGCCCGGAUUGUCUUCGCCAUCGUUUCUUUCUACUUCAUGCCCUGCUGCCCCCUCACGGCCUCCUCCUUCUACUUGCUCAGCGGACUUCUGGACGCUUUCGAUGGACACGCUGCUCGAGCCCUUAAUCAAGGGACCCGGUUUGGGGCCAUGCUGGACAUGCUGACGGACCGCUGCUCCACCAUGUGUCUGCUGGUCAACCUGGCCCUGCUGUACCCACGGGCCACCCUUCUCUUCCAGCUCAGCAUGAGCCUGGAUAUGGCCAGUCACUGGUUGCACCUCCACAGUUCUGUGGUCCGAGGCAGUGCAAGUCACAAGAUGAUUGACCUGUCUGGAAAUCCGGUGCUUCGCAUCUACUACACCUCCAGACCUGCCCUGUUUACCCUGUGUGCUGGAAAUGAGCUCUUCUACUGCCUUCUCUACCUGUUCCAUUUCUCCGAGGGACCUUUAGUUGGCUCUGUGGGUCUUUUCCGAGUGGGCCUCUGGAUCACCGCCCCUAUCGCGGUGCUCAAGUCUCUCAUCAGUGUCGUCCACCUGGUCACAGCCGCCCGCAACAUGGCUGCCCUGGAUGCGGCAGACCGAGCCAGGAAGAAGUGACCCCGGAGCCUCCAGCCCCUGGCUGCCCACCUGCCCUGGGGAGUCUCGCUGGGCCGUGCGGCUCCCCUCUCCCUCCUGCGAGGGCCCAGGCUCCCGUCUUCCUAAUGUGUUGUCUCGCCUGCUGGGAAGGGGGGGUCGCCUUCCUGGGUGAUGCCAUGUUCUCCGAAAUCCUGAGGACCAGUCCCACCCCUGGGAUUCCCAAGGACCUGGACUUCAAAUCAAGAAGGAUCCUCGGGACGCCCCGGCCAUAUGAGCAGUGCUCCUGGGACACCAAGAGGCCUGAGGACCCGGCAUUGUCGCACCUGCUGGCUCAGCCCAGGGAUCUGGCUUGGCCUGGGACUUUAGGGACACUUGAGUGAGGGAGAUGGGGUAGGGGCCAGGUUUCUCAAAAGGCGGGGAGUCAGAGCUGUGCCCCUGGCCCCAGGAAGCCUGGGGUACCCCGGCCAGGAGAGAAGGGGGCGUGUAGAUCCUUUCCCAUCCCAGUCUCCUGUGUCCAGUCCUGGCUCUGAAAGCCUCCAUAAUAGGGGGUGUGGUGAGGCGGGGAGAGGGCUUCACUCUCCAGGACUUGGUUUCCUUUGAGAUACUCUUGGACCAGGGCCUGGUUGAGGGGACCUGGGGGGAAAAGGAAGAUCAUCUGGAUGCUUUUCUCCUAGUUGUUUCCUGACCGGCUCUGCCCUGUCAUUCCACUGUGACCUCAGAGAGAGGGCCUCCCUGCCACCCAAGAUGCCCUGUCUUUGCCCACCUUCUUUACGACAUUGUCACUGGCUGUCUCCAUUUUUUUGUAUACCUCACAUUUUCUACCCUCACCAGAAUGUAAACUCCCUGAGGGCACAGACACUUCUUGUUCCUUCUGUAUCCCCACAAUGAAGAUGAACCUUAACCUGGCAUAUCAUAGCCGCUUAAUAAAAUUCACGAACAGAUCA